Messenger RNA from Pelagomonas calceolata, 973 nucleotides. NCBI's taxonomy places the organism in Eukaryota, Pelagophyceae, Pelagomonadales, Pelagomonadaceae. The record is from the annotation of a GenBank genome assembly.
CGCGAGACAACGCAAGGGAGACUGCCGCUGAGGCUCGGCCGCGCGCACCCUCGGGACGCGUCCGCCCCAUAGAGCCGACGCCGCAAGUCGCCGGCGCCAAGCGCUCCGACGGGGGCAGCCCCGCGGCGAGAUUAUGGCGCUAGAGUAGUAGAGAUGGAGGAGAGCUCAGCGCCGGCGCCCGCCGACGCCGAGGACGCCGCGUCGGUGACGCUCCCCGAGGUUUACGAAGACGCGCCGGAGGACUGGCGCCUGAGCAUGGCAGUCGAGGACGGCCCAGAGAAGCCCCGACUGCCCGAGGGCUGGGCUGAACAUAUUGAUGAUGCCACCCAGCACCCCUACUACCACCACGAGGCCCUGAACGUGACGCAGUGGGAGUUUCCCUCGUCAGAUCAAGCGUACGAAGAGGAGGACGUCUCGCGAGCCGUCGAGGCGCCCGAAGACGAUAGUAUAGAGUCCUGGGAAGUAGCUGCACCCGCUCCAUCAAAGAAGAUAAAGCCCCGCAAGCAGAACAAGGACUACAUCGCGUUGGCCGACGCUUAUAAAUUAGAGAAGCAGUACCGCGACCUGACGAGUCUACCGACGUGCGUCAUGUGCCAUCGCAACCCUUGUCAUGAUGUGCUCUUCCCCUGCGAGCACAAGUGUGUUUGUCGGUCGUGUCUGCAGACCAAUGGUAUUGGUGAGAGCAGAGAGGAGGGCAAGUGGCCGCUCUGUCCUCUUUGUUGCCAGGAGAUUAAGCGCAUCCUGCCUUCUGAUGGUCGGGAGGUGGAGAAGUACUGGAAUUGGGUGCUGGAGGUCGAGCCGCGGUUGCCUCCCAAAUUCGCGCAGCGGUUUGAAUUUGCGGGCGCGUAUCUACGGAACCACGACGACCCUCCCCAAGAAUCGUGCGCGUGCGCGAUCUCGUGACACCUGCGUGGUGUCGCGCCGAGCCGCCCUUGGUGGCGCCUCGAAACAUGUGUAAAGCUUAGUUAUCAAC